CACAUGAGAUCAACACAAAUCACACCGCAAAUUCCAAAACACAAAAAUAAGCACCAAAUAUUAAUGAAUAAACCAUUCUUCAUCGUAAUUUGUGCAUUUCAGUCCGGUGUGCUGUAAUUGUUUCAGACAAAUUGAUUAAUGUACGCCGGUAUUGUCCAUCUCAACAUGUUGCGUGGAAUCGUUUCCCGCUUGCGACCGAGAAACUAUUCCACUCUUCAAGCUACACCGAAAUCAACCUCGGAAAAUCAACGCUGGCAAGAGAAACGUUUGCAGCAUCGCACAAAAGUUCCACAGCAACCACACGGCAUUCUAUCGGUAACGGCGAGUAACGAGAAAGAACAAACAGCAUCGAUAAGUAUCAAUCAGCAAACGAUUCAACUUCUAGAACGGUUGUCACUCGUAAAUCUGGAUAGCAAGGAGGCGUUAGAUACGUUACAGGAUUCAAUCGAAUUCGCCUCGCGCAUUCUUCCUAUCGACACGAACGGCGUGGAACCGUUGUACUGUGUGCUGGAGCAGGAAAAACUUGCCUUGCGCCCUGAUACGGUUGACGAGGAGAAACUUCAAGCCGAGAUACUGCAAAACGCUAUCCUGGUGGAGGAGGAUUACUUUGUAGCGCCGCCAGGAAACAUUCCGCUCGAUCAAACCGAACGAUCGUAA
Molecule: messenger RNA, 657 nt
Organism: Anopheles funestus (African malaria mosquito)
Lineage: Eukaryota; Metazoa; Arthropoda; Insecta; Diptera; Culicidae
Gene: GatC
Product: glutamyl-tRNA(Gln) amidotransferase subunit C, mitochondrial
Exons: 2
Coding region: 139-657 (172 amino acids)
Biological process (GO): mitochondrial translation; regulation of translational fidelity; glutaminyl-tRNAGln biosynthesis via transamidation
Cellular component (GO): mitochondrion; glutamyl-tRNA(Gln) amidotransferase complex
Molecular function (GO): glutaminyl-tRNA synthase (glutamine-hydrolyzing) activity
Source: RefSeq, a predicted model, not a curated record